Messenger RNA from Puma concolor (puma), 3765 nucleotides. RefSeq names its product dynactin subunit 1 (gene DCTN1). Gene Ontology annotation, cellular component: axon; microtubule associated complex; spindle pole. The record is from RefSeq and is a predicted model, not a curated record. Gene Ontology annotation, biological process: nuclear migration; establishment of mitotic spindle orientation. NCBI's taxonomy places the organism in Eukaryota, Metazoa, Chordata, Mammalia, Carnivora, Felidae.
AUGGCCCAGAGCAAGAGGCAUAUGUACAGCCGGACGCCCAGUGGCAGCAGAAUGAGUGCCGAGGCAAGCGCCCGACCUUUGCGAGUGGGCUCCCGUGUAGAGGUGAUUGGAAAAGGCCAUCGAGGCACUGUGGCCUAUGUUGGAGCCACACUCUUUGCCACUGGCAAAUGGGUAGGCGUGAUCCUGGAUGAAGCAAAGGGCAAGAAUGAUGGAACUGUCCAAGGCAGGAAGUACUUCACUUGUGAUGAAGGGCAUGGUAUCUUUGUGCGCCAAUCCCAGAUCCAGGUAUUUGAAGAUGGAGCAGAUACUACUUCCCCAGAGACACCUGAUUCUUCUGCCUCAAAGGUCCUCAAAAGAGAGGGAACUGACUCAGCUGCGAAGACCAGCAAACUGCCCACCCGCCCAGCCAGUACUGGGGUGGCUGGGGCCAGUAGCUCCCUGGGCCCCUCUGGCUCAGCAUCAGCAGGUGAGCUGAGCAGCAGUGAGCCCAGCACCCCAGCUCAGACUCCCCUGGCAGCACCCAUCAUCCCCACACCGGCUCUCACCUCUCCUGGAGCAGCACCCCCAUUGCCUUCCCCCUCCAAGGAGGAGGAGGGGCUGAGGGCCCAGGUACGGGAUCUGGAGGAGAAACUGGAGACCCUGCGGUUGAAACGGGCAGAAGACAAGGCAAAGCUAAAAGAGCUGGAGAAACAUAAGAUCCAGCUGGAGCAGGUGCAGGAAUGGAAGAGCAAAAUGCAGGAGCAGCAGGCGGACCUGCAACGACGCCUCAAGGAGGCGCGGAAGGAAGCCAAAGAGGCACUGGAGGCGAAGGAACGUUACAUGGAGGAGAUGGCUGACACUGCUGAUGCCAUCGAGAUGGCCACUCUGGACAAGGAGAUGGCUGAAGAGCGGGCUGAGUCCCUGCAGCAGGAGGUGGAGGCAUUGAAAGAACGUGUGGAUGAGCUCACCACUGACUUAGAGAUCCUCAAGGCUGAGAUUGAAGAGAAGGGCUCAGAUGGGGCAGCGUCCAGUUAUCAGCUCAAGCAGCUCGAGGAGCAGAAUGCCCGCCUAAAGGAUGCCCUGGUGAGGAUGCGGGAUCUUUCUUCCUCGGAGAAGCAGGAGCAUGUGAAACUCCAGAAGCUCAUGGAAAAGAAGAACCAAGAGCUGGAAGUUGUGAGGCAACAGCGGGAGCGUCUGCAGGAAGAGCUGAGCCAGGCGGAGAGCACCAUCGAUGAGCUCAAGGAGCAGGUGGAUGCUGCUCUGGGUGCUGAGGAGAUGGUGGAGAUGCUAACAGACCGGAACUUGAAUCUAGAAGAGAAAGUGCGAGAGUUGAGAGAGACCGUGGGGGACUUGGAAGCGAUGAAUGAGAUGAACGAUGAGCUGCAGGAGAAUGCGCGCGAGACAGAACUGGAGCUGCGGGAGCAGCUGGACAUGGCGGGCGCGAGGGUUCGGGAGGCCCAGAAGCGUGUAGAAGCAGCCCAGGAGACUGUUGCAGACUACCAGCAAACCAUCAAGAAGUACCGCCAGCUGACCGCCCACCUUCAGGAUGUGAAUCGGGAACUGACAAACCAGCAAGAAGCAUCUGUGGAGAGGCAGCAGCAGCCACCCCCGGAGACUUUUGACUUUAAAAUCAAGUUUGCUGAGACUAAGGCUCAUGCCAAGGCAAUUGAGAUGGAAUUGAGGCAGAUGGAGGUGGCCCAGGCCAACCGUCACAUGUCCCUGCUUACAGCCUUCAUGCCAGACAGCUUCCUUCGGCCAGGUGGGGACCAUGACUGUGUCCUGGUGCUGCUGCUCAUGCCUCGUCUCAUUUGCAAGGCAGAGCUGAUCCGGAAGCAGGCCCAGGAGAAGUUUGAACUAAGCGAAAACUGUUCAGAGAGGCCUGGGCUCCGAGGAGCUGCAGGGGAGCAGCUCAGCUUUGCUGCCGGGCUGGUGUACUCACUGAGUCUAUUGCAGGCCACACUCCACCGCUAUGAGCACGCCCUCUCUCAGUGCAAUGUGGACGUGUAUAAGAAGGUUGGCAGCCUCUACCCUGAGAUGAGUGCCCACGAGCGCUCCUUGGAUUUCCUCAUUGAGCUGCUACACAAGGAUCAGCUGGAUGAGACUGUCAACGUAGAGCCUCUCACUAAGGCCAUCAAGUACUACCAGCAUCUGUACAGUAUCCAUCUUGCUGAACAGCCCGAGGACAGUACCAUGCAUCUGGCUGACCACAUUAAGUUCACCCAGAGUGCCCUUGACUGCAUGAGUGUAGAGGUGGGACGGCUGCGUGCCUUCUUGCAGGGUGGACAGGAGGCUUCAGAUAUUGCCCUCCUGCUCCGGGACCUGGAAACAUCAUGUAGUGACAUCCGCCAGUUCUGCAAGAAGAUCCGAAGGCGAAUGCCAGGGACAGAUGCUCCUGGGAUCCCAGCUGCACUGGCCUUUGGACCACAGGUGUCCGACACACUCCUAGACUGCAGGAAACACUUGACGUGGGUGGUGGCUGUGCUGCAGGAGGUGGCAGCUGCUGCCGCCCAGCUCAUUGCCCCACUGGCAGAGAACGAGGGACUGCCUGUGGCUGCCCUGGAGGAGCUGGCUUUCAAAGCAAGCGAGCAGAUCUACGGGACCCCCUCCAGCAGCCCCUAUGAGUGUCUGCGCCAGUCGAGCAACAUCCUCAUCAGUACCAUGAACAAACUGGCCACGGCCAUGCAGGAGGGAGAGUAUGAUGCAGAGCGGCCCCCCAGCAAGCCUCCCCCAGUUGAGCUGCGGGCUGCAGCCCUUCGUGCAGAGAUCACUGAUGCUGAAGGCCUGGGCUUGAAGCUUGAAGAUAGAGAGACAGUUAUCAAGGAGUUGAAGAAGUCACUCAAAAUCAAGGGGGAGGAACUAAGUGAGGCCAACGUGCGGCUAAGCCUCUUGGAGAAGAAGCUGGACAGUGCUGCCAAGGAUGCAGAUGAGCGCAUCGAGAAAGUCCAGACUCGCCUGGAGGAGACCCAGGCACUGCUGCGGAAGAAGGAGAAAGAGUUUGAGGAGACGAUGGAUGCACUCCAGGCUGACAUUGACCAGCUAGAGGCAGAGAAGGCAGAGCUAAAGCAGCGGCUGAACAGCCAGUCGAAGCGCACGAUUGAGGGGCUCCGGGGGCCCCCUCCCUCGGGUAUUGCUACCCUGGUCUCUGGCAUUGCUGGUGGAGGCACCCCCGGGCAGGUACCAGGGUCUGUUGCAGGCCCCGGGCUGGUGAAGGAUUCACCCCUGCUGCUGCAGCAGAUCUCUGCCAUGAGGCUGCAUAUCUCCCAGCUACAGCAUGAGAAUAGCAUCCUCAAGGGAGCCCAGAUGAAGGCAUCCUUAGCAGCCCUGCCCCCACUGCAUGUGGCAAAGCUCUCACCCCAUGAGGGCCCUGAUAGUGAGCUAACAGCUGGAGCGCUGUAUCGUAAGACCAGCCAGCUGUUGGAGACGUUGAAUCAACUGAGCACGCACACCCACGUAGUAGAUAUCACUCGUACCAGCCCUGCUGCCAAGAGCCCGUCGGCCCAGCUCCUGGAGCAGGUGGCUCAGCUCAAGUCCUUAAGUGACACCAUCGAGAAACUCAAGGAUGAGGUCCUUAAGGAAACCGUAUCUCAGCGCCCUGGAGCCACAGUCCCCACUGACUUUGCCACUUUCCCUUCAUCAGCCUUCCUCAGGGCCAAGGAGGAGCAGCAGGACGACACUGUCUACAUGGGCAAAGUGACCUUCUCGUGCGCAGCUGGCCUUGGACAGCGACACCGGCUGGUGCUGACCCAGGAGCAGCUGCACCAGCUUCAUGGUCGCCUCAUCUCCUAA